Molecule: messenger RNA, 2039 nt
Organism: Lucilia sericata (common green bottle fly)
Lineage: Eukaryota; Metazoa; Arthropoda; Insecta; Diptera; Calliphoridae
Product: glutactin
Exons: 6
Coding region: 126-2030 (634 amino acids)
Source: RefSeq, a predicted model, not a curated record
AUUUCUCAUUCAGAUGAUGAUCUAGUAAAGUGGCAUUCUCCGCCAUUCGAUGAAAUCAGUCUUUAACGCGCAUUCUUGGAAAACGGUUCAGAUACUGAUUGAGCGAAUAAACUCGAAAAUUAGUCAUGUUUUUGAGACUAACGGUAUUUCUUAGUCUAGCUUGUUUAGCGAUCGCUUCGUAUGAUGAAGAAAAGGACACGAUUAUAACCUUACCCAACUUGGGUUCGAUACAAGGAAAAGUUAUUGAGACUGCGUGGUCGCACAGAGAAGUACUACAGUUUGUUGAUGUUAAAUAUGCAGAAGCACCUUCGGGAAAGUAUCGAUUUAAGGCCCCUCGUCCCGUUGAACCUUGGGAAGAUACAAUGGAUGCGACGGCUGAAAAAAUUGGUUGUCCUUCAAUAGUUUCGAUGAAUUCAUUGCAAAAACUAGAUGAUUUAAUGGAUAUUGAAGAUUGCUUGUCAAUGACUAUUACAACACCAAACGUGUCUGGCAGUUAUCCUGUACUAGUCUACAUACAUGGAGAAUAUUUGUAUGAGGGCAGUAACUCGGAAGCUCCACCAAAUUAUCUGUUAGAAAAAGAUAUUGUUUUGGUAGUGCCGCAAUAUCGCUUGGGUCCAUUUGGUUUUCUAUCAACGAAAACUGAUGAAAUUCCCGGAAACGCUGGAGUUUUGGAUAUAUUUUUGGCAUUACAAUUUUUGAAAUAUUUUGUAAAAUAUUUUGGUGGCAAUCCGGAUAAAGUGACAGUAGCUGGCCAAGUGGGUGGUGCUGCUAUUGCGCAUUUAUUAACUUUGUCGCCUAAGGUUGAAAAGGGAUUGUUUCAUCAGGUGAUAUACCAUUCCGGGUCAGCUUUAAUGCCAACAUUUUUGGAGGAAAAUCCUCGAAAGUUUGCUCAAGAAAUUGCCGAAAAGAACAACUGUACAAUGAAAACAGUGAGAGACUUAAAUCAGUGUCUAAUGGAUAUGUCGGCUUUGGAAUUGCUAGAAGCUUUUAUGACACACGGUAUUGAAAAGUCAGACUUGGGUGUAGGUCACACUGGUGGCAUACAAUUCACUAUAGGAGGGCCAAGCGGAGUUUUACCAGAACAUCCAUAUGACUUAAUGCUGAAAUCAAAUAAUUCAUACCCAGCAAUGGGUGGUUGUCCAAAAAAUGCUGGAUCUAGGACACUUAAUGAGAUCGUUGAAAAUGAUUGGGAAGGAAAUAUACCGGAAGAUACUUAUAAUAGCUAUGAUUACAUUGAUCAUGUUAUCCGACAAGUCGUGGGCACUGACAAAACUAUGCUACUGACCAGUUUUGUUACUCAUGAUUUCUUUAAUAGAAGACUUAUGGAAAAUGGUACAUUUCCCACCUUAAUACCCAGAUUAAUUGAUGUGGCUGGUACACUUUUACACAAACUGCCAGUAUUACUAGCUUUAAACAUGAACAAUAAACAUGUGCCCGACAAUACAUUUCUUUAUUCAUUCGAUUAUUCGGGAGAAUUUAAUCGCUAUCGAGAUAUGGAUGAGGAGCAUAAUAUGCAAAGUCCUUUUAAGGCUGGUGUCUCUCUUACAGAUGAGGCUUUAUACUUGUUCCCUUAUCCAGAGCAUGUCGAAAAAUUAAGCCCACCCGAUGAAUCAAUGGCAAAACGUAUGGUAGAUGUUUGGACUUCAUUUGUUAUUAACGGCCAUCCUUUCGGAAGCCACCGUAGCGGAUAUUGGCCUCCCAUGACCACUUUGUAUGGACCCUAUUUAAAACUAGAUGAAACCUUUACCAUAGCCGGCAAUUAUUUUAAAGAAUUUUCGGCUACGAUUAUGGAUGAAGAGUCUGGCCACAGUCUAAUAAGAGAAGUUUACUAUCUUAGGCGUAAUUACAGUGAGAGGCAACAGAAACAGAAACAUCGAUCAAAAACUGUAAACAUGAGAAGAAGAUUCACCAUUAAUCGAGGCAGGCCAACUCGUAGGACAAACAGGAAUGCAUCAACGAAGAAAUCAAUUACCAAAAAUAGUAUAAUUAGACGUCAACCAAGUAGAAAUAAAGUAAUAUAUAGAUUUUAAGAAUAUUAA